Messenger RNA from Lactuca virosa, 351 nucleotides. The record is from the annotation of a GenBank genome assembly. NCBI's taxonomy places the organism in Eukaryota, Viridiplantae, Streptophyta, Magnoliopsida, Asterales, Asteraceae.
AUGAAAUUAACCGAAGGAGACCGUGAUAAGGUCUACUACUGUAAUAGAAAGGAAUGCUUGGCUGAGGCUAUAAGAAGAAUCGACAGUGAUGUUGAUUCUUGGGAGUUUGUAGAAGCUGUUUAUAGUGAGUCUGAGUUGGAUGUGUACAUUGAUCACCAAAAUGAACUAAUUCUUGAUUGGGUUGAUAAUGAGGUUUUAGCAGAUGAUAUAAGUGAUGAUAAUGAGUAUGACUUGGAUGAAGAAGAUGACAAGGACUCAGAAAUUUCUGAUACUACAAAAUAUGAACAUGAACGUGAUGAAGAGGUUUAUACUUUUGACAAAACUGUUGGGGACAAACUUACUUCCAAGUGA